AUGCAUCAGAAUGAGGAGUUUAGUGUGAAGAUUGGAAUAUUUUCAUUUACAUACAAGGAGACUGCUAAACGAAAUAACAAGAAUCGUAUGGCUGAAACAUUGGAGAUGAAGCCGAUCUUAUCGGUAACUAAAGAUGUCAUUCGAUUAUGCUUAAUUGAAAAAGUCUUACCAGCAAUUCGAACAAGAUGGGCAUAUAUUUGUAUGACAGAGACAGUAUUCACUCAACAAGACAAUGCAAGACCACACAUUGAUCCACAUGAUUCAGAAUUUUUAGAAGCUGCAUCUAAGGAUGGGUUUAAUAUUCGUUUGUGUUUUCAACCUUUGAAUAGCCCUGAUAUGAAUGUUUUAGAUCUUGGAUGUUUUCGGGCAAUUCAAUCCUUACAACACCAACAAGCUCCCACUACAAUUGAUGAGUUGAUUGAUGCGGUAGAAAAAUCUUUCAAUAAAUUAGCAACGGAAAGCCUCAAUUAUGUUUUCUUAACAUUGCAAGAAUGCAUGAUUGAGACUAUGAAGGUUUACAGAGGAAACAAUUACAAACUACCAUGCAUGGGAAAAGAUCAAUUAAAGAGAAAUGGUAAUCUUCCUUCUCAGUUGCAUUGUGAUCCUGAAGCCUUUGAGAAAAUUCUUCUCCAUCUACAACAAUGA
Messenger RNA from Cornus florida, 645 nucleotides. RefSeq lists its product as uncharacterized. The coding region runs from base 1 to 645 and encodes 214 amino acids. Lineage: Eukaryota; Viridiplantae; Streptophyta; Magnoliopsida; Cornales; Cornaceae. The record is from RefSeq and is a predicted model, not a curated record. Gene Ontology annotation, molecular function: nucleic acid binding. The transcript has a single exon.